GUGGCCGUGCGCUGCCGGCCGCUGAGCGGGUGUGAGGUGGCCCUGGGGUGUUGGGUGAUCGUCAGCGUGGACGGCGCAUGGCCGGUGCCUCCUGCAGAACCCCGCUGCCCCUGUGGAGCCCCCAGACAGAUCUCCUUCAAUGGGGCAUUCGGUGGGGAGCACAGCCCCGAGCACAUCUGCGAGAUCGCCUACACACUCGUGGAGGGUGUCAUGGAAGGUUACAACAGCACCAUCUUUGCCCAUGGCCAGACUGGCAGUAGGAAGCCAUUCCCCAUGCAGGGAGUUGCAGAUCCUUCCUCACAGAAAGGGAUCAUUCCCAGGCCAUUUGAACACAUCUUUGGGAGCAUACAGCUGGGUUGUGCUGAAAAUGCCAAGGUCCCGCUGAGCGCCUCCUACCUGGAGAUCUACAGUGAGGACAUAUGAGACCUUCUAGGAGCUGACACCAAGCAGAAGCUGGAGCUGAAGGAGCACCCGGAGCAGGGGGUGUACGUGAAGGGGCUGUCGCUGCACGCCGUGCACAGCACAGCCCAGUGUGAGCAGCUGCUGGACACGGGCUGCAGGGACAGAGCUGCAGGGACCACCCUCAUGAACAAGAGCUCCUCCCACUCCCGCUCCAUCCGCGCUCUCAGGAUGGAAAUCUGCCCUGUGGUGGAUGAGCGAGGGCAGGGCCACCUUAGGGCUGCCAAACUCACCUUGGUGGAUCUGGCAGGAAGUGAGAGACAGUCAAGGACUGGUGCCACAGGGGAAUGGCUGAAAGAGGCCACCAAAAUCCAUCUUUCCCUGUCUGCCCUGGGCAAUGUCAUCUCAGCCAGACACAUUCCCUGCAGGGACUCCAAGCUGACCAGGCUGCUCCAGGACUCCCUGGGGGGGAACACCAGGACCCUGAUGGUGGCAUGCGUGUCUCGGGCUGACGACAGCUAGGAGGAAAGCCUCAGCACCUUGCGCUACGCAAAUCGAGCCAGGAAUAUCAGGAACAAGCCCUGCACCAAGGAGGACCCCAAGGAUGCCCUGCUGAGGGAGCACCAGGAGGAGAUUAAGAAACUGAAAGCCAUUCUGGCUGAACAGAUGGGCACGAGGGAUUUGUCAGGACUCAGCCCAGCCUCAGCUGCUCACCUGGGAGCAAAUCCAGCUCCCUGCCUCAAGCCCCUGGUGGAUCUGGAAGCAGAGGAGCAACUGAUCAGAGAAGAGUACCAGGAGAGGCUGGCCCAGCUCCAGGCCAGCUGCCACGCACAGCGGUCCCACACCCGCCUGGAGAAGGACAUCAGCUGCCUGAGGGAUGACUUUGAUCUCAAGGUGUCUGUCCUCCAGGACCUCCUCAGGAAGGAAGCAGCUGACACACGGACUGGAAGGACCUCUGACCACACACCUUCAUAGGAAGAUGCUGUUGCUGCAGCACAUGAAGAGCCAACAUCAGCUCAGGAGCCAGCAGCACUUGGGACCCUCACAGACAGUGGUGGGGUGAGCAGGGGCAGUGCUUUAGCUGCAGGAGCUGUCACUGCCCUGGGGAUUUGCCUGCCUGCAGACCAGCAGCUGGUUGCCAGGCUGCAGAUGCUGGAGCAGCAGGUGGUCGGGGAACAGGCUCGGAACAAGGACCUGAAGGAAAAGCACAAACGCCGGAAGAAAUACGCAGACGAGCGGAGGCUGCAGCUGGUGGCUGCACUGCAGGAAUCCAACGAGGACAGCAGUGAGCAAGGUCCCUUCAAUGUCUACGACUCCAUCCAGGAGGAGGUUGGAGCCAAGAGCAAGAUGCUGGAGGUGCAGGAAAAGCUCCAGGCUGUCGAGAUGGAGAUCAAAGACCUGCAGUUGGAGUUUGAGCUGUUAAAGACAGAUUACCCGAGCACCAUCCGGCACCAGGAGCGAGACCUGAUGCUCUGCCAGCAGCUGCUGGAUUAGGUGCAGUCCCUUCUCUGGUGCGACUGCAACUACAGCAACCCGGAGAGGAUCAGGCGUGAAUCCGUCUGGGAUGAGGACAGCAGCUGCUGGAAAGCUCCAGAGCCUGUCAUUGAAAAGCCAUCUCUUCCCACAGCGGUUCCAGCCCCGCCACAGCCCAAACCCGGCCGGAAAAGCCCCCCGAAUGAGAGCGGGGAGCCAGCGCCCGAAGAAGACCACUACAGCCUGGUGCUGCACAGGAGCGACAGCGAGACCAUCGGCAGGAACUACCUCCCAUCCCGGCGAGCCAGCCCGAUCUUUCACCUGGGUCUUUCACGCCGCGCAUGA
This is a messenger RNA of Hirundo rustica (Barn swallow), 2217 nucleotides long. It is a transcript of the gene KIF17, whose product is annotated as kinesin family member 17. The record is from RefSeq and is a predicted model, not a curated record. Lineage: Eukaryota; Metazoa; Chordata; Aves; Passeriformes; Hirundinidae. Gene Ontology annotation, molecular function: ATP binding; microtubule binding; microtubule motor activity. Gene Ontology annotation, biological process: microtubule-based movement.